AUGGCUGAAACUCGAAUCAUUCCCAGCGGAAAAGUUUACAGACAGAUGUUUGAUGCCCAGGAGAGCGAGGAGCAGAGCGUGGAGGAGGAGGUCAGAGGACUGCCAGACACCAUCAUGGCAGAGAAGUUGGGCUCUGACAUCAUUGAGCGCAUGAUGGAGAAGAAAGAGAGGAGUCACACAGAGGCAGUGGCACAGCUGCACCAGGAGCUUGUCAUGCUCAGUGCGGAGUAUGAGUCAUUCCUGACAGAGAAGGGAGAAGACUUCCUGUCUAAACUGUCAACAUCCUAUGAGAACGCAGAGAGGCUACUGCAGAGAUUGGACAAUGUCUCCGAUCUGGAGACGUUCACCCUUCAGGGUCUGCAUGAGCUGUGGGAAUCAGUGAAGCAGGAGUCUGAGGAGAGGAGGAAGUGGAUCCGGGAGCUGGACGAAACGCUGGCCCAGCGCGAGGCCGAGAGGACAGCCAGGAUUGCAGCAAUGCUGAAAAAAUACACAGGAACACUGGAGAAAAUUGCCUUCAUCGCGAUUGCAGACGUGCAUAGGCUGAUCCACAGUGAAGCCAUGAUGAUAAACCAGGCAAUGCUGGCCAACCGCCGUGCCUUGGCCAGACUUUUCCUGAACUUGAUGGAGAAGGACCUGCAGGGGGCGCUAUCUCACAGGCAUCACUGGGAGGACAAGCUGCAGGACUGGAAGGCCAUCCGAGUCCAUGCAUCGGUCAACCGGUUCAAGGAGUUUAUGAGCAGCCCCCCGAUUCGGAGCCCCGAGGGGGUGCAGGCCACGCUGGACGCCAUGAGGGCCGGGCAGGAGUCACUGAGUGAGAGGCGGAGCCAGGCACUGCGGUCACUCAGUUGCAUCACCCCUCCGAAGUGCUCAAAGGCCCAGGCUGCUGAGUGGUACUCCACCCUCUGUGCUGUCAAUGACCAGAUAGAUUCUCUGCAUGUUGGCUCUAUCACCAAACUGCGCCUGCACUAUGAAGAAACCUGGCAGGAGUGUUUAGCGGAGGUCGAAAGGUUUAAGGAUGAAGUGGCUGCGUAUGGGAUUCCCGCUGACGAGAUCCAGAACGUUGUCAGUAACGAGCUCCUGCCUCUGAUUGGACAAUGCCAGAGCCAAUCAGAUGAACAGCUAGAAGCCAUGGAUAGGGCGUUUGAGGCUUUGGCCAGGCAGGCCGGUGCGCUCAGCAAAGCGCUGCUGAGGUUUGCCCGGGGGGCGGGGCACCUGUGGGAGGUGCACGGCGCGGGGCUGCAGAGGAGGGAACAGCAGCUGCAGGCCCAGCUGGAGGAGGUGCGCCACACCCACGAGCAGGAAAACCAGAGGAAAGAGGCGGAGUUGGACAUCAUGCUAGACAGACUGAGGCAGGAGAGCUCAGAGGAAGCCCUCCGAAUCUCUCUGGACAAGACUCUCCGCUUCCUGGAGGAAAUCAAGGCUGGGUAUAUUAACCUCCACAAAGAUGAGGUGAAUGUAGUGGAGGGUUACCCUGCCAUGGUCCUGAAGGAGAUACAGGCUUACAGCACGGCCGUCAGUCGCUUCUUCAAAGUCAAGGAGAUAUACAGUCAGGAUGCUCAAGAACUCCGCAGACUUUGCCCGUUCCUUAACUUUGAUUCCAGCGGGAGGGUUAGAGAGAAGCAGAACCGACAGACUCGCAGAGCUGAAGACCUGUCAGACUUGUCUGCUGAUCUGUUCCUCACCGAGGGCAAUGAUGGCUCCCAUCAAGAGACUUCCGAUUCCCAGGAAAGUGAGACGUUCACGACCUCCGGGGGGAACGUGUACAGCGCGCUGAGUUUUGGGGAGCAGUGGGCAGAGGAUGGGGAGCAGGGACCCGCCGUGUCAGUGGUGGAGCUGGUGGUGUUCCCGAAAAGUCUCCUGGCUGAACUUCAGAGAGAAGUGCGGGUGGCAUUCUUCAGUCACUUAGAGGACUGGUAUCAGACGGCACUGACCAACGGCACGGGCGUCGUGGAGGCCAAGAAGGAGGAGCUGAAAUGUGGGCUGGAUCUUCGGCUGCAGCUACAGCAGUCCCGUGCCAGGAGGAUCGAGGUGGACGUUCACGAUGUCCGCGCGGGGGAGCUGGUGUUGCACCGCGACCGGGUGGACAGACACUGUGAGGGCGUCCAGCAGGCCCUGAAUGAGCUUCGAACCCGAGUCCAGGACCUGCAGCUCCAGCAGCAGCGGCUGAGCGAGGAAUUCCGCACCCACAUACACAGCAUGGAGGACGUCUUCACCUCGGCCAAAAAGUCUGACGUGCUGGCCAAUCUGUGCGGCUCACUGCAGUCCCACCUGGAGAAGCACAUGGCCGUGGUCCAGAAAUCACAGAGAGGCUUCAGGCAGGAGAUGGAGUCCAGGCUGGGGGGCUUAAGGGAGGCCAACGCCCAGUUCAUCAAGUCCCUCCUGCUGUUUUCGGAAGGGGGAAACUUCACCCCCGAGGAGGUGGAGGCGUGUCAGAAGCGUCUGGAGAAGAUGGCAAAGCGCAUCGACUCCACAGAUGAGGCCAUCAUGCUCGACAUGGAAGGAACGGAGUCCAGGUGCCUGGAGCAGGCAAAAGAAGUGAUCAGCAUGUUUGAGGACAGGUUCCAGUUUUUGACUGCGGAUCUGAAGUUCCUGGAGAAGAUUCAAAGAGUCCUAACCAACACACAGGUCCAAAUUAAAUCAGAGGCAGCAAAGAGUAACACACAGAAGAGGAAUCUCGACAGCAUUGUGGUGCAGCUGGAGAGCGUGACUGAGGGAUUUGCAAAACCCAGUCCUGAGAAGAAGGGUGUGACACCAGAUGACGUAAACGCUCUGACCCGGUCGCUAAUGCAGGAGCUGAAGAAGAGGUGCCAGUACCUCAACUGCUCCUUGGUCCCCUCUGUGGCUGUAGCGGGGCCGGACUCCCCCCUCCAGGGGGCUUUCGCGGUGGCGGCACGCCCCAAAUCCCGCCGGCAGGACAAGCCCGGUAGCCCCGCCUCUGACAGCCUCCUGCAGCCCAGCCGCAUGGGCGUGCCCUUCAGCGAGGACACCGCCGUGAGCGUGGUGCAGGGGCUGCUCAGAAUCAGCAAGCCUAAAUCCAGUCAGGAGGUCCAGGUGGAGUCACCUGAUCGACGGCCAGCACCUGUAACAGCCAGGCUGACCCCCGCAGGGACACCAGGGCGGCGAGAGCGAGCAGGGGGAACUCCCAGCACCCCGGCACUCCACAGACAGCGCAGGAGGUCUGCCGAGUCCGUCAGCUCCCAGAGCAUGCACAGACUGUCCAGGCCGUCUCGCUCUGAUAAGAGGUUCCAGGUGUUCGGGGCCGAUCCUGAGGCACACACGACUUUCAAUGGUGCCAUCAACAGCAUUCUAUGGAAGGCCAACGAUCUUCUGCUCUCAUUGGCUGAGGAGUUCUACAAGAAGAAGGAGCGUCGGCCAAUCGCGCGGCCGCAGCACCUGCAGGAGACGUUUGAACAGUGUGCGGAGGAGCUGAACAAGAGACUGCUGCUGUACCAAAAGCAAGCGCAGGAGUACCACAACGGCAGCCUGCAAGACUUCAGGCAGCAGCUGAUCCGCACUGAGGAACGCCUGUCCCAGGUGCCCACGCUGCUGCUCUCUCACCUGGGCGAGAGACACCUGGAACGUCUGAGCCAGGACACCGGCCAGAUCCGCCAGAACAUGGAGCGCGUCCAGCAGGAGAGCGAGGACAGGAAGAAUAAGCACAGUGGGCAGUUGCGUGUGCGGCUUGGUCACCCUGCCUAUGAGGAGGAGCUGGAGAGCUUGCGUGUGGCUGAAGAGAGCAGACAGAGGGAGCUCACCACUGCCAUCCAGAGGACCAAGCUUGAACUGCAGGCUUGUGUGAGGUCACAUGGGGAGGAGUUUGUCGCUGCGCUCGCCUCAUUGACAGAGAACAUGCUCUUCCAGAUGGACAACCUGCUCACCAUCGACGAGGUGCAGGCAGGCCAAGCCGAAGCAAAGCAGGAGACUCUCACCACGCUGAUCCGGCAGAAAGGGGCUGGAGCUUCACUGGGGGAGAAACAGAGCGGCCCUCAGAUACAGAGAAGCAGCAGGACCUGGCCAGGGGUUCGUUACUUUGAGACUCAGGAGCAGCCACACAGGGAAACCGCGUCCAUCACCACGGCCAAAACCACCCAGGGUCACCUGAUUGCGGUGGAGAUGCGGGACACCAUGUACCAGCGCUACAGGCAGCGGUACGAGGAGGAGCUGUCCCGGGCGGAGGAGGACAGUGUGGCCCAGGAAAAGCUUGCCGCCCGCUGGGAACAGCACUGGAGAGACUCCAUGCAGACCCUCACUCAGCUGUACUCUGAGGAGUGACCCCGCGACCCUCAGGGCC
Megalops cyprinoides (Indo-Pacific tarpon) is the source of this 4291-nucleotide messenger RNA. RefSeq names its product coiled-coil domain containing 180 (gene ccdc180). NCBI's taxonomy places the organism in Eukaryota, Metazoa, Chordata, Actinopteri, Elopiformes, Megalopidae. The transcript is spliced from 36 exons. The record is from RefSeq and is a predicted model, not a curated record. Bases 1 to 4272 code for a protein of 1423 amino acids.